AUGAAGAUUUUCAGCUUAAAAGAGCUAGAGCAAGCAACCAACAAAUUUGACCAUAACCGUAUCCUUGGUGACGGUGGGCAUGGCACGGUGUAUAAAGGCAUCUUAUCUGAUCAACGUGUUGUGGCCAUCAAGAAGGCCAAAAAUGUUGUGCAAAGGGAAAUUGACGAGUUUAUAAAUGAGGUUGUUAUACUUUCACAGACAAACCAUAGGAAUGUGGUGAAGCUCUUUGGUUGCUGCCUCGAGACAGAAGUUCCUCUGCUAGUUUAUGAGUUCAUAUCAAAUGGAACUCUCUCGUCUUAUCUCCAUGGCCAACUUGAGAACCAUUUGUCAUGGAAAGAUCGAUUGAGGAUUGCAUUGGAAACUGCCAAGGCUAUUGCAUAUCUACACUCGGCUGCUUCCAUAUCAGUAUACCAUAGAGACAUCAAAUGCGCCAAUAUACUACUUACCGACGCUUUAACAACAAAAGUAUCAGAUUUUGGAGCUUCGAGGUCAAUUGCAAUAGACGAAACAGGAAUACUUACAGUCGUGCAAGGAACCUAUGGUUACCUUGAUCCUGAAUACUACUACACUAGUCGACUGACAGAGAAGAGUGAUGUUUACAGCUUUGGUGUGAUCCUAGCAGAGCUACUAACGGGGGUUACCCCAGUUUUUUCUUCUCAUUCAUCGGAAGCCACAAGCCUAGCAUCACACUUUGUAUCACUAAUGAGAGACAAUUGUCUGUUAGCUAUUCUAGAUACACAAAUUGUUCUUGAAGGAGGAGUUGAAGAUGUUGAGGUGGUUGCAAGACUUGCACAUGCAUGCUUAAGCUUAAAAGGGGAAGAAAGACCUACAAUGAGGGAAGUUGAGACAAUACUUGAAGAUGUCCAAAGCUCAAAUAUCCAUCACAAUUCUCAAACAAUAAGAGUGGGCCAGAGUCCUCUAAAAGACCAGCCAUGGAAGGGGAACAAUGGUGGCGAAGGAAGUAGAGUAUAUAGCUUGGAAAAGGAGUUCAUCCAUUCAUUGGAAAUUCCAAUAUGA
Molecule: messenger RNA, 1017 nt
Organism: Triticum turgidum subsp. durum (durum wheat)
Lineage: Eukaryota; Viridiplantae; Streptophyta; Magnoliopsida; Poales; Poaceae
Source: the annotation of a GenBank genome assembly